UGGACAGGCACUCAUAUGGCAGAGUGUUUGACAUGGAGACCUAUAUUUAUCACACCAUCACCGGUACAGUGAAGACAGCAGCCCAUGCACAGGUGAGUACGGAGUUUCUUCUUUAGCACAUUAUGAUCUGAUCAUUUAAGUAAUAUUAAGCACCAUAAUCAGUAUAUUUUCUAAACUGCAGGAAGAAGCAUCAUUUUACACAGAGAUUGCAUCUUAUCUCUCCUUUUAUAUAUUUCCAUGCUGUUCAAUACUGAGGAUAACAAAAUAUAUGCUGUUUGUUCACAGGACAUGUUAUAAUCUAUUGCUGUUUGAAUGUAAUUAUUUGCAUCUGUCAUCUGGUAUUUGGUCUGCAUGGUUUAAUUACAUUUGGGGAUAGGGUAUUCUUAGAACAUAUUGAGAUGCAUGUAUUGCAUGUGAAGAUCAGAUCUUUAACAGUUUCCAAGUUAAAACAAAAUAUAUAAAAUGUCAUGUUAAUUGUCCACUCGAAAAUUAAAACAACAAUGUGACAUUUAGAUUUUUAGUUUUAGCUUGAAACUGUUAUAGGUCACAUGUAAAUAGAUACAUCUCAGUAUGUACAUUUCUUUAAAUCACAUAUGUCAAUGCUCACUGAAAAACAAAACAAUUGAAGCAAGAUGUACAAUGCAAGUGAUAAAAUGCAAUGGCUGGUUUGCAGGUGGUCAAGAUGAUUUCUCCAUUGUGGCUGGUGGGGGCAAUAUGCUGUCUGACGUUGCUCCCAGGUGGGAUAACGUGCUUUCACGUUACAUGAGUUUGGUGAAAUGAAAAUUAUUGAAAUGAUUGUCCUAAGUAAAUAGAAUAUAUUCCAUGUGGCAUUGGAUGAUAACUGACUGAUGAGUCUUUGGCAUGUGUAUCCUCUGCAGUUUGGCUGGAGGCAAAGUCUCUGUUGAAUACCAUCAAGCAGGAAGGUAACUGAAUGUUUAGGGAGGAUUACAUUUCAAGUUUUUACAUUCAAGCUUCUUGAUACAAUUAUGUGUAGUACCAAUGCUUUACUUUUGUUUCGAUACUGAAAGCAACAUAUCUAUGGUAGCUAUAAAUAGCAGUAGGCGUCAUGUCUUUCUCCCUCUGUCUCUCUGGCUUUGCUCUCCCUCUCCUCUGACCCACCUCUCCCCACAGCGAUGAGCCCUGUUAGGGAUGUAGGUAUUGAUUCGGAGAAGGCGAACGGCUUCCUGACUCACUCACGACCAAAGCGCAAUGUGGAACCCAGGUGGUACAGAGGCAACCCCGACUUCCAGGCUUACUACCGCUACUACAAUAGCAUCGGACACACAGAGGGGGUAAGAGAGGAAAGAAAACAAUCACACUACGCAUUAACUAAUGAAGCACUAACUACUAACUAAUGAAGCACUAACUACUAACUAAUGAAGAACUAACUAAUGAAGCACUAACUACUAACUAAUGAAGAACUAACUAAUGAAGCACUAACUACUAACUAAUGAAGAACUAACUAAUGAAGCACUAACUACUAACUAAUGAAGCACUAACUAAUGAAGAACUAACUACUAACGAAUAAAGCACUAACUUAACUAAUGAAGCACUAACUUAACUAAUGAAGCACUAACUACUAACUAAAGAAGAACUAACUACUAACUAAUGAAGCACUAACUACUAACAAAUAAAGCACUAACUACUAAUGAAUGAAGCAUUAACUACUAACUAAUUAAGCACUAACCACCACUAACAGUAAAUUAGGCAUUUUUUCAUCUCAAAUUCUUCCAUCUCUCGCUCUGUAUGAUUUUAAAAAAUCUGGAUCUUGUCUUUAUUUCAAUCUGUCUUGUACCUCUCAGCUGUAUGAGAUUGACCGGAUCAGGCUGCUGUACCAGCAGAUGAGGCAGCUGGAGCAUGUAUACGGCCCCAACGCCUCACACUUCCAGAACAAACUGGGAGUGCCCACCAUCAAGUGCGACCCAGCCACGGACAAAAAAUGCAAAGCCCUACCCACUCCCCCUCCCACCCCAAUAAAAAGCACCUCUCAGCCCCCUCCUGCUCCGCCCCGCUCCCAGGCUGACGUCAUGUACCUAUGCAAUGCCAAGGACCCCCUCUGCAAGCCCCAUAUCGUCUACCUCCCCACCGGGGCAUUGCCCGUACUGUGCGACCCCCGCUACCACCCCUCAUGCAACCUCCACAAGCUCCCUCCUCCACCACCACCCCCCAUGCUUAAAAAAUCUGCCCCACAACCACCACCCCCCGCCCCAAAAAAGUCAUCUCCCCCUCCGGCCCCCAUCCACACCUACAAGGGCAUGGAGUAUGACUGCAAUCCCUACUGGGACCCGGACUGCCUGAUAGACCACCCACCCAGACCCCUCCAUGGCAAGGCUGGCCCACCCCCGCCUCCCAUUGAGGAACAACCAGUGGAGAACCCACCACCCCCUGCAGCCAGCAUCAAGAAAGUGGCACAUCCCUAUCCUUACCACGGUUACCCCUAUAACUAUGGGCAUGAACUCUAUGAUCCGGUCCGCUUCCAGUACCCCUCACCACCUUCUGAUUCCCCCGAUGAUGGUGGUAGUGACUAGCCCAUCAAAGCUCUAAAGGCAUUAGCUUUACUUACGCCUCAAGUGUUUUGGCAGUAAUGAACAAAGAGUUGUUUUCCCCUCCAGAUGUAGAUUUAGAAUGACAAAGCGGCACAGACCAUAAUUACAGGUCUUUGAGCUAUCAAUCAUGUAAACCGUCUUAUUGAUGUGAUGCUGUUAUGGGAAGGAGAGCAAACCUAUUUAUACAGCAAUGACCUGCAGUAGAGUUAUGCUAUAUUACAAUGACUGAUGAUAUUGCAACAAUAAGACCAUCUCUGAUUGAUUUAUUACUAUCCAAUGUGCCAUUUGUCUAUUCAGCAUCCAAAAUCAUUAUUCAGUUACACAAUUUGCAUAGAAAAAAAAGAUAGUGACAAAGUUAAUAUUGACUCAAAUGAUGAAAAAUAAACGUUUCAAAAACUGGCUCUGGGUUGUCUCUACUGAACUCUGUUUGAAUGUAUACCACAUGCCAGUAUUGCUUGUUCUGCUUGUUACUGUAGGUUUUGUGUAAUUAAAAGGCAAAAAUGAAUAUACAUGGCAACAGUGAGAGCUUGAAAGAGAGGAGGAUGAUAAAAUCCCAUAGAGGAGGAAAGCUGAAUC
Coregonus sp. 'balchen' is the source of this 3122-nucleotide messenger RNA. Lineage: Eukaryota; Metazoa; Chordata; Actinopteri; Salmoniformes; Salmonidae. The record is from the annotation of a GenBank genome assembly.